This is a messenger RNA of Lutra lutra (Eurasian river otter), 1753 nucleotides long. RefSeq names its product MAPK activated protein kinase 5 (gene MAPKAPK5). Gene Ontology annotation, cellular component: cytoplasm; nucleus. The coding region runs from base 431 to 1654 and encodes 407 amino acids. NCBI's taxonomy places the organism in Eukaryota, Metazoa, Chordata, Mammalia, Carnivora, Mustelidae. The record is from RefSeq and is a predicted model, not a curated record. Gene Ontology annotation, biological process: Ras protein signal transduction; protein autophosphorylation; peptidyl-serine phosphorylation. Gene Ontology annotation, molecular function: calcium-dependent protein serine/threonine kinase activity; mitogen-activated protein kinase binding; ATP binding. The transcript is spliced from 15 exons.
CCGAGGCCCAGGGGCCCGAACGCCGAGCCCCGUGCUCCCUCGGCUACGGUGGGACCGGGCAGCUGCGCAGUCUCCGCCGCUCCCGGCCGUAGAGGCCCCACGGAGCAUGUCCGAGGAGAGCGACAUGGAGAAAGCCAUCAAGAUUCCGUGGACUGCGUUUUACAGCCCUGGGGCGAAUGGUUUGUGUAUAUAUAGGGAGGGAUGUCCGACUCCCUCUGACUUCCCUGAUUAAAGUAGGGAUGUGAUUUGUACUCAUCUAAAUCGCAAGGAAACCUCCAUUUUAGAGGAAUACAAUAUCAAUUGGACUCAGAAGCUGGGAGCUGGAAUUAGUGGUCCAGUUAGAGUCUGUGUAAAGAAAUCUACUCAAGAACGGUUUGCACUGAAAAUUCUUUUUGAUCGUCCAAAAGCUAGAAAUGAGGUACGUCUGCACAUGAUGUGUGCCACACACCCAAAUAUAGUUCAAAUUAUUGAAGUGUUUGCUAACAGUGUACAGUUUCCUCAUGAGUCCAGCCCCAGGGCUCGACUCUUAAUUGUAAUGGAGAUGAUGGAAGGGGGAGAGCUAUUUCACAGAAUCAGCCAGCACCGGCACUUUACAGAGAAGCAAGCCAGCCAAGUAACAAAGCAGAUAGCUUUGGCUCUACGGCACUGUCACUUGUUAAACAUUGCUCACAGAGACCUCAAGCCUGAAAAUCUGCUCUUCAAGGAUAACUCGUUGGAUGCCCCAGUGAAGUUGUGUGACUUUGGAUUUGCCAAAAUUGACCAAGGUGACUUGAUGACACCCCAAUUCACCCCUUAUUAUGUUGCACCUCAGGUACUGGAGGCACAGAGAAGGCACCAGAAGGAGAAAUCUGGCAUCAUACCUACCUCGCCAACGCCCUACACUUACAACAAGAGCUGUGACUUGUGGUCCCUAGGGGUGAUUAUCUACGUGAUGUUGUGCGGAUACCCUCCUUUUUACUCCAAACACCACAGCCGGACUAUCCCAAAGGAUAUGCGGAGAAAGAUCAUGACAGGCAGUUUUGAGUUCCCAGAAGAAGAGUGGAGCCAGAUUUCAGAGAUGGCCAAAGAUGUUGUGAGGAAGCUCUUGAAGGUCAAACCAGAGGAAAGACUCACCAUUGAGGGAGUAUUGGACCACCCGUGGCUCAACUCGACGGAGGCCUUGGAUAAUGUGCUACCGUCUGCUCAACUGAUGAUGGAUAAGGCGGUGGUUGCAGGAAUCCAGCAGGCUCACGCAGAACAGUUGGCCAACAUGAGAAUCCAGGAUCUGAAAGUCAGCCUCAAACCCCUUCACUCUGUGAACAACCCCAUUCUGAGGAAGAGGAAAUUACUCGGCACCAAGCCAAAGGAUGGUGUUUAUAUCCACGACCGUGAGAAUGGAGCCGAGGAUUCAAACGUUGCCUUGGAAAAGCUCCGAGACGUGAUUGCUCAGUGUAUUCUCCCCCAGGCUGGUAAAGGAGAGAAUGAAGACGAAAAGUUGAAUGAAGUAAUGCAGGAGGCUUGGAAGUAUAACCGGGAAUGCAAACUUCUAAGAGAUACUCUGCAAAGCUUCAGCUGGAAUGGUCGUGGAUUCACAGAUAAAGUAGAUCGACUAAAACUGGCAGAAAUUGUGAAGCAAGUGAUAGAAGAGCAAACCAUGUCCCACGAAUCCCAAUAAUGACAGCUUCAGACUUUGUUUUUUUAACAAUUUGAAAAAUUCUUCUUUAAUGUAUAAAGUCAUUUUUAUGUAAAUUAAUAAAUCGUAAUUUCAUUUCCA